AUGAUUAGUGCCACAUAUCCCGAAGGUCAACAAAGCAACACUCCCUCCUCUAUUACCACGCCAACAACUGCAGCGGUUGCGGCAGCCGCAGCAGCUCGAAAACGUGUGGAUUUUGCUCCUCCUCCUCCGCCACCACCACCACCGCCACCACUACCGAUACUGCUGACCUCCAGCCGUCUACCCACCUCGAAGAUACGAAACACCGCCGACACUUUCUACCAACGUCUCUAUCAUGCCAACAAUAGCGGAAAGAACGCCAACACUAACACUAACAUCACCAACAAUGGAGUGGAUGAGAAGGGUCACUACCUACGAUCUUAUCGAAAUCCCCGAAAUCACAACAAUGGUGAUUUUGCUGUCAUAAAGUACAACAGCGCCAAUACUCACACCACAAAUGGCCGGGGUAAUGGUCCCCGCGGUGCCUCCCCAUCUCCCCUGCCUAGUCCCAAUCAGGCCAAUCGUCGCCAUGUGCGCAGCUCAAGUCUGAAGACUCACGUUCCACCGACUCCCAGCAGUCCUGUAGUCUACGCCGACAUUCAAACCAACUCCCCUCCCGAAUUUGACUAUCGGCCACGAGCAAGUGUGCGUUAA
Echinococcus granulosus is the source of this 591-nucleotide messenger RNA. RefSeq lists its product as hypothetical. Lineage: Eukaryota; Metazoa; Platyhelminthes; Cestoda; Cyclophyllidea; Taeniidae. Bases 1 to 591 code for a protein of 196 amino acids. The transcript is spliced from 2 exons. The record is from RefSeq and is a predicted model, not a curated record.